AUGAGCACUGCCAGAGUCGCUCGAAAUGCAGUGCAAUCACCUCUAUUGCACGCUCUCACUUUCACUCGUACAGGACCUUCGUUUAGAUACGCAGCGUAUUCUCGGAAAAUUUGCCCGAGAUCCUCACCACACACAUCAGCGUUCUUAGGACUUCAAACAAUAGGUAGAUUGUCGAAUAGCUCCCGCAUGUCCACAAAUAAACCUGUCGAACAAGGCAAAACAUCGAAUAAUGGUCAUGAAACCAAUCCUACAAGACAAAAUACUGAAUCUCCAUUACUUAAUGAGAAAGAUAUCGAAAAGGUUUACAAUGACAGAACCACGAGUGAUUCGAAAUUAGAUAACAAAGAGGGUACGUCAACAACAGGGCUUGACGAAAAGGGAAUUGAUGAUGAAAAAGAAGUAAAAAAGAUUGAAUCCAAAUUGACGUUAAUGCAAAAAGUCAAAAAAGAGGCUCAACACUAUUGGGAUGGAACUAAACUAUUAGCCACAGAGGUUAAGAUAAGCACAAAGUUAGCUGUGAAAAUGGCUGCUGGAUAUGAACUUAGCCGAAGAGAGAAUAGGCAACUUCAAAGGACUGUACAGGAUAUUGUUAGGCUAGUUCCUUUCUCUGUCUUUAUACUUGUCCCAUUUGCUGAGCUGUUAUUACCCGUUGCGUUAAAACUAUUCCCCAACAUGCUUCCUAGUACAUAUGAGGGACAAAAGUCUAAAGACACUAAAGUAACGACUCUCCGAGCCACCAGAAAGGAAGUCAGUAACUUUCUUCGAGAUACCCUGAAGGAGUCAGGACUACCAUUAUCACCGGCGACUACUCAGCGAGAUGAAUUUACACAAUUCUUCAGAAAACUUCGUGCGACCGGUGAAUAUCCCUCUCCAACAGAAGUUAUUAAUGUCUGCAAGAUAUUCAAAGAUGAUCUUACGCUAGACAAUCUAUCCAGACCACAACUGGUCGGAAUGUGCAGGUACAUGAAUCUCAACACUUUUGGCACAGACAUGAUGCUUCGCUACCAAAUAAGGCACCGAAUGCGACAGAUAAAGCGAGAUGAUCGCGCAAUAAGUUUUGAAGGUGUCGAUAGCUUAUCUAUUCCUGAGCUACAGGUCGCUUGUAUGAGUCGAGGGCUACGAACCCAUGGUGCUUCUCCAGGACGUCUUCGAGAUGACUUACAAAGCUGGCUGGAUCUCCGGCUUCAGCAUGGUGUACCCUCAACUCUACUAGUAUUGAGUAAUGCUUUCGUAUAUGCACAAGGGAAGUCCGAUUCUGAGUUCCAUAGUCAAAUUGAUGCUCUCACCGGUGUAUUAUCUUCUAUACCAGAGGAAUUAUUUCAUGAGAUGGAAUUGGAGAUUCAUAGCGCCGAAGGAGCAGCCACGAAUAAGCAGCGCCUGGAAGUUCUGAAAGAGCAGCAAGAUCUGAUAGAAGAAGAGAAUGAGCAAGAUGAAGAAAAUAAAGAGACCGGGCGAGCUUCUCCUCGAGACGACGAAAAUAUCGAUGAGAAGGAAGAGAGACGGGUAAUAGCGGAGGCUGCAGACCAACUGAAAGCGCAAAAUGCUGUAGAAGGAAAAUUGACACCUGAAAAAGUAGAAAAAAUGUCGGAAAAUAAAUAA
Molecule: messenger RNA, 1599 nt
Organism: Blumeria graminis f. sp. triticale
Lineage: Eukaryota; Fungi; Ascomycota; Leotiomycetes; Helotiales; Erysiphaceae
Source: the annotation of a GenBank genome assembly